CAACCUGGUCUAUCUGGCCGGCUCUAUUCCUGUAUUCAUGCUCUUUAUUGCUCUAGUCUAAACCAUUUUGUCCUUUUCAGAUUUCGUGAUAAUUUGAAUGAGGUGUAAAAAUAAUUUAUCUUGCUUCUGACAUCUCCAAUUUGCAUUUCUUAGCAAUAGUCAAGUCUUCGUCUCACAAAUUUCCCGCCUACAGUUUAGUGCCUGCGUUGACAGACUUGGUCCGAAAAAAUUAUUACUUCAUAAAUUCCGGUUUAAAUAGUCAAAAGAGCCGCUGCCCGCUUUCUUUACAUUCUAAUACUAGGGGCACAGAGCUCAAUUCUCUAAUUCUUUUCCACAAAUAGCGAUGGUCUCUCCGAUACUGUCGCAGUCAAGUACGACGCCCCUCGCUCAAGAGGCUUUGUCCAAUAGUCCCGAUAGCAUCAAUAGCGAAGAUAGCAACGAAAACCCAGUUCAGCGGAACGAGCUAGAAAACGCUUCAGCGAACUCUACUUCCAGCAUAACUCAAAGUAGCCUCGCAGCUGCUGCGGCCGAGAAACAUCUCAUCCGUAGACGAAAACACAAAAAUUCCAAACUCGGCUGUCCCAACUGUAAAAAGAGAAGAGUCAAGUGUACCGAAAACCUUCCGGCAUGCUCCAACUGUAUCAAACAUAAAGUCAAGUGUGGUUACUUGGACUACACGGAAGAGCAGCUCAAUGAACUCCGACAAGCCAAACUAGCCCAGGACUUUGAUGAACUAACUACUUCGAACGUCAAGAAAUCUAAACCGAAGACGAAAUCACUUUCGGCUCCUAAUAAGGCAACAACGGUCGUAGUUCCAAAGAAGGCUGCGUCGUUCGCAACGCCUUCCAUUCCUCACUCAGGCACCGGGUCGGGCGCAGGGUCCAUAAAUGCUCCAGAGUCCGUUGUGACAGGCACUGGAUUUGAAGGCAACGAGUUCGAUAACGACGACUCUAAUAACAAUAACGUUAACAACUUCAACAAUGUCGGUGUCAACAUUAAUAACAUGAACAACAUAAAUAACAACAUUAAUGGUAAUAAUAGUUCGUUCCUCAGAGAUGGGUAUGCGGACAACAUGAUGAUGGUAGAUCCUACGGCCGUUGACUUCUCUAAUUCGGCCUCUUCGUUCACUAUGUCAGAGAACUCGAUCGACUUCUCAAACCCAGCAGCCUUGAAUCCCGACAGCUAUGUAGCAUUUUCCAACGUAUCGACUAUACCUCCAUCACGAGUAACUCCAGCUCCGUACGCCUCAGCUUUGCCAAAUGCAAUCAGGUCGAAUACUACAUUCACUGUUAUUAAUGGAGAGCAAAUCGACUACCAAGAGAAGCUCUUGGAGGUCGUUGGGAUCUUGGGUCCGUCUAUCGAUAACGGAACUUGCCCAUUGCCGCAGAUCCGCCACUUGUACUACGUGUGGUUGAACUCGUUUAUAUAUAGAUCGUAUACAUCCGAGAUGAUGUUCAGUUGCUUGAUCAAUUUAACGACAAACUACCUCAUCACAAACUGUUUCAUCAACUCCGACUCGUACAAGAAACAUUUGCCUCCUCAAGGCUCUUCUACGACUUCGUCUGAAUUGCCGUGGGAUGAAUCCCACCAAUCGCAGUUUGGCGACAAGCUAUCGCACUACGCUAGAGUUAUCAAGGACAUGCGUUACUUCUUGAACAAGAAUGAGGACCCAGAUUUGUGCUCAAGUGUCUCGUACAUUCUUAGUUUGAUGUCAAUCUACGAUCCAGAGGCUACACUUAAUAGUUCCAACUGUUUCAGAGACGGACUUUUCAGCAUUUUGUCGUACAACAUCAACUUGACGUUGAAACGUAAAGGCGACAUAGGUAUAAUCAUUACAACGCAUCUCAAGUUGAUGAAGAACAUCGCCAGAUCGGUGUACUUGCCGGGAUAUGAUCCAGCUCUUUUAAUUGAAUUCCAGUCUGUCUUGAACAACUUUAGUGAGUUGAUCAGACCAGUCAUCAACAGAGUCAAAAAUUACGUACUCAGCAAUAACCUAGCUCCUGUUGAGAAGUUGCGAUUUGUUGAGGAGAAACUUGUUGAUUUGAUCGACUUCACCGACGACUGUAUCAACAAGUAUAUUCCUGCUAUAUACGACAAUUUUUCAGACAUCGACAAACAGCAGGAGUUGUUGUUUGACAUGAUCUACAGGUGGGUCAGAUUCUUUCCUUCGCGGCUAACAGUGAUCACGCCUGCCUCCGAUCCGUUGGAAAAGGUGCUCUAUUUGUUCUACAAGGUGUUGAAGAAGUCACUCUAUGCCAUUUUUCCCCAAGUCAAGUUCUUCUUCUUGCGUGACUUCGACAGUCCGCUCAUGUUAGAUGUCUUUGUAGUGAUCAAGGAUGUAGACAUAUUCUUCGAAUACUUGGAACACCCAAAAACGAACGUGUUGCCUUGGGAGUUGUAUGGCCAAAUUUUGCCUGAGUUGAAGAACAUGUCGUCGUACUUGAUCAGAUUGGUCACGUUUUUGCAGAUUCGUGUUGGUUUGUUGUACAGGUAUGUGGUGUAUGAACAAGUAGCAAAGGAAAAGUUCCCUAUCAAAGAUUCCCGCGCCUGGAGAGAUUCAAUCACCGAUAUUGAGGGAACGAGACAAGAGUUCAAUAAGGUCAUUGGACUCAAGGAAGUGCCGAUUAAGUCGUUUCUUAAGACCUACAUCAAGGUAGAGAACUAUCCAAGGCUUCUCCAGAAUGGCGAAGAUCCAUCCACUCAGGGCCACGAAUGUAUUGAAGCAGAAGUAGAUUUCCUGACGCUUCAGCAGAGUGGUCUUUUGAGAGACGAUUUCAACAUCAUGGCAGCUAUGAUGAAAGGUAGUUAG
Molecule: messenger RNA, 2809 nt
Organism: Scheffersomyces stipitis CBS 6054
Lineage: Eukaryota; Fungi; Ascomycota; Pichiomycetes; Serinales; Debaryomycetaceae
Gene: ECM22
Product: Ecm22p
Exons: 4
Coding region: 344-2809 (821 amino acids)
Biological process (GO): regulation of transcription by RNA polymerase II
Molecular function (GO): zinc ion binding; DNA-binding transcription factor activity, RNA polymerase II-specific
Source: RefSeq, a predicted model, not a curated record